Molecule: messenger RNA, 3326 nt
Organism: Prinia subflava (tawny-flanked prinia)
Lineage: Eukaryota; Metazoa; Chordata; Aves; Passeriformes; Cisticolidae
Gene: SASH3
Product: SAM and SH3 domain containing 3
Exons: 8
Coding region: 327-1460 (377 amino acids)
Biological process (GO): positive regulation of immunoglobulin production; positive regulation of B cell proliferation; positive regulation of adaptive immune response
Cellular component (GO): cytoplasm; nucleus
Molecular function (GO): protein binding
Source: RefSeq, a predicted model, not a curated record
GGGUUGGGGACUGUCACCUUUCGUAUGGGGGAGCAGACGAUGCCCAACAGCAGAUGGCCAAGGGACAGCAUCACCGAGGGGCGGCACGGCCGAGAGGUGUCAGGGCGCAGGCACGGUCCCCGCCCAGGGGCCCCGGGCAGGGCAGCAGCUCGGUGGAGGGUUUCCUUCCUCCUGCCCCAGCCUGCGCUUCGCCAGCCACCCCGAGCACGGCUGCAAGCGCCUCUCAUGUGACCGCCGGCUUCCUGUGCGCUCCCGGCUCGGUGCCGGUGCCGCAGGACGCGCUCGCCGCUGCCGGACGCUGAGCCCUCGCCACCGGCCCCAGUGCCAUGCUGCGCCGCAAGCCUUCCAACGCCGGGGACAAGGAGCCGGGACACAGGAAGCUUUCCCUACAGCGUUCCAGCAGCUUCAAGGACUUCAGCAAGUCCAAGGUCAGCUCUCCUGUGUCAAGCGAGGAGUUCAACCUGGAGGAGAAUAUCCCUGAGGAUGAUUCCAGCAGUGCCAGUCCUGAGGAGGCCACGCGGAGCAGCGGGACGAAGCUGGGCAGGAAGUGGCGGGCGGUCAUCUCCCGCACCAUGAACCGCAAGAUGGGCAGGAUGGCUGUGAGAGCGCUGGCUGAGGGCAAGGGAGAGCUGGAGGAGGAGGGGUCCCCAUGCCCCCUGUCCCCAGCCAGCAGCGCAGAAGAGCAGAGCCAUGACAAGGUGCCCCUGUCGUACCUGGAACUGGAGGAGGAUGGGCGCCCAGCCCUUGGACGCCAGAUGUCCAGCGGCAGUGACAUUCCCAGCCCUGGUGAUCCCGGGGACGGCCGGCAGCUGGAGGAGACCAUCCCAGCCUACACUGGCCCCUUCUGCGGCCAGGCCCGUGUCCACACUGACUUCACCCCCAGCCCCUAUGACAAGGACUCACUGAAGCUGCGGAAAGGGGACAUCAUCAGCAUCAUCGAGAAGCCACCUGUGGGCACCUGGACCGGGCUGCUGAACAACAGGGUGGGCUCCUUCAAGUUCAUCUACGUGGAUGUCAUCCCUGAGGAGAUGGUCCCUGCCCGCAGGAGCCAGGGCUCCAGCCGGAACAAGCGCCUCAAGCCCAAGACCCUCCAUGAGCUGCUGGAGCGCAUUAACCUGCAGGAACACACCCCCACCCUCCUGCUGAACGGGUACCAGACCCUGGAAGACUUCAAGGAGCUGCGGGAGACGCACCUGAACGAACUGCACAUCACGGACCCCCAGCAUCGCGCCAAGCUGCUGACGGCCGCUGAGCUCCUCCUGGACUACGACACAGCCAGCGAGCCAGAUGAUGGUGACACCUCCGAAGCCCUGCCAUCGCCCUCAGAGCCCAAAGGGGACAUUCCCCGCGACUCCGGCUGCUUCGAGGGAUCAGAGACCCUGGAUGGCAGUCGGGAGGAAGCUGAGCUAGGGGGUCCUGAGGAGCAGCUGGGGCCUCUCUCCAUGGUAGAAUCCCCCUGAGCCUGCCAGCACCGCCACUUCCUGCUCUGGCCCUAGUAGUGGGGCUGGACUGGAGGGGAUGGCUGCUGGUAGGGGACAGGGGAGCCCCAGUGGUGGUACCUUGGGGCUCAGCUCGGCCCCUGCACCAGAUGCUGGGUGGGCACAAGGUGCCCCAGGAUAUAUUGCAUGGCACUGCCUGGCACCACUGCCCCGCAGCAGGGACUCUGGGCAUGCCGGGGCACCGCACUCCCUGUCAAGACACCACAGGCAUUGGCUGCUUUUCCCAGGUUUGCCGGCAGGCUCAGGAAGGGAGCUGGGGGUGGAAGCUGUGUCUGCAGGCACCUGAGGCCUCCCCAGGACACUGACACUUCUCAGCAUGGACACACAGAGACCCCCCCAUCACCUGCUGUGGGGGACAGCAAGACGCAAAUAACACAGCUAAGACACCACCCUGGAAGUGUGAGAUGGAGAGUCCUGGAAAGCACAGGAAAGGGGAAGAGGCAGCUGGCUUGGGGCAGCACAGACACGCAGGGGCUACAGCUCAGCCAUUUUCAAACCAAUUAAGUUUCCUUCAUUGUUUUAAAAUUAAAAAAAAAAAUAAGAGAAAAAUAAAGAACACCCAACCCUCAUCCAACCCCUUCCUUCCUUCUGGAGACCCUGACCCAUGCAGGCAGGUCCUGGCAGGCAGCACUCCACACACCUCAUGGAACAGGGAGCAGCAGAGCCGAAAAAUACACUUUUUUGCACCGAAUUGGAGAUUUGGUCAGUAGCGUGCUGGGGCGGCUCCCACGGGGUGGGGCACAGGAGCCCUGUCCCCGGAGGAUGGAACGGGAUGGGGCUGGGCUGACUGCAGGGCCAUGGCAGGGCAGCCAGGGCUCCUUCCUUGCCCCAUUCCAGCUGGAAGCAGCUGUGGCAGCUCUGCCCUCUCACCCGGGAGAGGAGCCCCCGCACCACGGGAGAGGGGGCAGUGCCGGUGCCACCUUAACACCACACCCCUUGCUGCCAGCUACAGCCCGGGCCGGGGCAAGGAGCGAGGUGGGAGGCACAGGCCAGGCUCCAGAGGGUGCAGGAUCCCGGCUGUGCCAGCUCCUCACCACUGCUGAAAGCUGCACUGGAGCAGCAGCCAUGUCCCACUGCCAGGCAGGAGCAUCACAGACACACAGACACACACGUACACACACACGUACACACACACAGACACAUGCACCCACACGCGCGCACACACACACACAGAGACACAUGCUCACACACGCACAUGUACACAUGCGCACGCACGCGCACACGCACACACACACAGACACACACACAUACAACUGGCCACGCAGGACACUCCCCAGCAGCUAUCACCCACCGCACACCUGCGGGGAGGAGCGGGAGUGCCCAGCACUGUGGUGGGGCAUGCAGAGCUGCCAGGGCAUGGAAUGGCCUCUCCUCCACCGGCGACCUCUGCGGGCAUCCCAGAGGUGUGAGGGUCCUGCCAGAGCAGGACGGGGACUGUGGAGUGGGGAGAGCCCUGCCAUGGCACAGAGCUCUCCCACCAUCCCCCCAACCUCUCCUCCUCUGUUGAGGGCACACAAGUGACUGACACCACACAGCCCAGCCCUGGGCAGCUGGCACAAGCCCGGGAAGAUCCAAGGCUGCCAAAGCCAGUCUAGGAUGGCUGAGAACAGCAGAGCAAGGCAAGGGGGGGGACACGGGGAUACAACGACACAACACAGACUCGGGGCUGGGGUUCUGCAGAGCUGCCAUGCCACAGCUGGGGAGGGCUCCGUGCAGACACCUAGCAGCAAAUGCAGCCCCAGCACCAGGCAGGAGCCAGUAGCACUGGCAGACCCUUCCCACAGCUCAGUCCACCCUGGCUGCCCUCUCCCUCCCUCAAAGCCCAGG